AUGCCAGCGCCGCAAAACUACAGUACUCCCGCGGAGUCCCCAAUCCCCUUAGAGCCAGCUCCCUUUCCCACGGUUUACACCUUAUCGUUAGCGACUCAAUCCCUUUCCACACACAUACGGAUCACAGUUAACGGAGUCAAUGUAUCGGCAUUGAUUGAUACCGGAUCCAGUAUCACCUUGGCUGCGCAAAACCUUUGCGCAGCUUUGGGUGUCUUCACGUUAGACCCCCCACAAUCUAUCACGGCAAUGGGUAUGGCAGGUAUCCACGUCCCAAUGGCUGGAUCCAAGAAAGUCCAAUUAAGAAUUUCCAAUAUCUGUCUGCAGCACACUUUGCAUUUCACCAAGGGUUCGUGCGUUCCUAACAUCCACUCAGCGUACGAAGUUAUCUUGGGAAAUGAUCUCCUAGCUUUGUUACCAACCAUGACUAUUGACUACCAAAAUCACCAGGUUUCUUUCGGUCAAGCUACCCUUCCCUUGGGUCAAGCGUGCACCCUGAACAAUUGGGGAGAGGCCACAGACUUCACGCUCGUCUCUCAAGCGAUGCGUCUUUUUCAAAGGGACCUCUCUGUAGCUCCCGCCAUAAUCAAUUCUAAACAACCAGUUCUACUGGUAUCCAAUCCUACCAACCAACCUCAGACGUUGUACGCAGGCAUGCAUAUAGCGAAGGCCAUGCCAUUGACCAAGGAAAUCGCUCUGACUGACCAUAUCCAAGCUGAGCUCACUGAGCCACCUGCCCCCGCCAGGGGUAACCGUACCUUCGUUCGCGGUAGUCCAGAGCUCAUAGAUUUCCGUCACGAACAGCAACGGGACAAUUUCCUUCGUCUAGUACGGCUCGUGAAGACCGACCAGCCCUUACCACCUUCUAUAAGCGACGAGCUUCGCGGACCUGCGUCAACACUUCCGACCAUCCCGGAAGAGGAGACCUUUCUCAAUGCAUUCCCCACUGAUGCCAUAUCAGGCCAUAAGCACGAUCUAGCGUCGACUUCGCCUACGACUCCACAACAGGCUCUAGAGGAUCCUACUCCCCCCACAAGGUAUAAUUUGCGACCGCGGAAUCACGACAGGUAG
Haemonchus placei is the source of this 1068-nucleotide messenger RNA. NCBI's taxonomy places the organism in Eukaryota, Metazoa, Nematoda, Chromadorea, Rhabditida, Trichostrongylidae. The record is from the annotation of a GenBank genome assembly.